Molecule: messenger RNA, 1176 nt
Organism: Prunus armeniaca (apricot)
Lineage: Eukaryota; Viridiplantae; Streptophyta; Magnoliopsida; Rosales; Rosaceae
Source: the annotation of a GenBank genome assembly
AUGGAAGAUUUUCAUGAACGCAGUCGUUUCGACGACAACCGAAUCGCUUACAAUGGAAACGAAGAAUUUGAACAACCACCAGAGCAACAAUAUGAAGAAUUUGAACAACCAUCAGAGCAACAAUUUGAUUCGGGCCGUGGUUUUGAAACGAACCAUAACGUAGAUAGUGAAGGCAAUGAGUUUAGGGAUUCAUUCAAUCAUCGUGAUUCGGCUGCGGGAAAACUAUUUGUAGGAGGCGUUUCUUGGGAGACGACUGAAGAGGCCUUUACCAAUUACUUCAGCAAGUAUGGAGAAAUAGCAGAUUCUGUUAUAAUGAUUGAUAAACAUUCUGGGAGGCCAAGGGGGUUUGGGUUUGUAACAUUUGCUGAUCCAGGGGUUGUUGAUUCGGUUUUGGAGGAAGAACAUGUCAUAGAUGGCAGAGUGGUGGAGGUGAAGAGGACAGUCCCGAGGGAGGAUAUGGGGUUUAAGGGGAUAUCGAAAAGAAAGAAGAUUUUUGUUGGUGGAAUACCAACGUCUUUGACUGAUGAUGAGUUGGGGGAAUAUUUCUCUACAUAUGGUAGCAUUGUUGAGCACCAGAUUAUGGUAGAUCAUAAAACUGGGAGGUCUAGAGGAUUUGGGUUUGUCACUUUUGAGAAUGAAGAUGCUCUUGACAAGGUAUUUUCUGAGGGCAAGAUACAUGAACUUGGAGGCAAACAGGUGGAAAUAAAAAAGGCUGAACCUAAAAGGGGUGGUGGUGAUUUCAGUGGCAGUGCUCCCAAGUCAUAUGGUGGCUCAGGUGGUGCUGCAGCUGGAUAUGGUGCAUAUAAUUCUGCAAGUCGGUACAAUGGAAAAAUGGGCAGGGGCUAUGGUGGGGGUGGGUAUCCCCCCUAUGGUACUUACAACAACUAUGGUGGAAACUAUGCUGGAAGCUAUGCGGGUUUCUACGGUGGCUAUGGUGGAUAUGGAUAUGGAUUUGGGUAUGGUGGACCCAUGUACGGCAAUGCUGGAUAUGCAGCCAGUGGAUAUGGCAUGCCUGCUGGUUAUGGUGGGAAUACUGCCUAUGGUGGUGGUAGAGGGUAUGGAAAUGGUGCUGUUGGCCGUGGUGGUGGUAGCGGUGGUGGAAGUUAUGGUUCUGGUAGAGGAUAUGAUCGGAAUGGUGGUUCUACGACCGGAAGAUAUCAUCCUUAUCAAAAGUGA